Molecule: messenger RNA, 757 nt
Organism: Clupea harengus (Atlantic herring)
Lineage: Eukaryota; Metazoa; Chordata; Actinopteri; Clupeiformes; Clupeidae
Gene: col5a2b
Product: collagen alpha-1(II) chain-like
Exons: 6
Coding region: 245-757 (170 amino acids)
Molecular function (GO): protein binding; extracellular matrix structural constituent
Source: RefSeq, a predicted model, not a curated record
AGUCACAUUGGGGAAAAAAGGAGCGGGGGGAGGCGGGGGAGGUCGGCUGGUUGCGCUGUUCGCUGCAGAUCAACUUCUGAGUUGUCAUACAAGCACCAUCAGGGCGAAGGCUGGCAAUACUGCGCCUAGGGCAGAGGGGCAAACUCAAGAGGCUGUAUGGUGAAGGUGUGACUGGGAUAUAUCUUACCGGUCUUCGUCCCCCCUCGUAGCGCCCCAAGGAGGGCGAGUGUGUGCUGUUGAAAGAAUGGCGUUUUCUCUAAACCAUAGGAUCUGUCUUUGGCUCGCCGUUUCCUUGGCGCAGGUAUUAUUUGUGACGUGCCAAGAUGCCAAACCCGAUGCAGACGGCAAAGGAAGCUGUAAAGAUAAUGACCAGGUGUACCCCAACAACGAAAUCUGGAAGCCAGACCCGUGUAAGGUGUGCGUGUGUGACAACGGAGUGAUCAUGUGUGAGGACAUCCGCUGUGAGGAGAUUGGGACCAACUGUGAAAAAGUGACCGUCCCCGAGGGCGAGUGCUGCCCUGUGUGUCAGACUAACUACGCCAGCGCGUCUGGGAAGACACAAUUCAUUGCAUAUCAUUUGAUGGGAGCCUCCGGCGCCGUGGGAUCCAGAGGUCGUGCAGGAACCAAAGGAAGACCUGGGUCAGGGCGAGUCAGGAGCUCGGGGUCCCCCAGGACCAUCCGGCUCACCGGUGAGUCUCUCACGGCCUUCAGAGGUCAGACUUACAUCUUCAGCUCCACACUGUGGGGCGGUCACUGA